This is a messenger RNA of Phacochoerus africanus (Common warthog), 3232 nucleotides long. RefSeq names its product polypeptide N-acetylgalactosaminyltransferase 15 (gene GALNT15). Gene Ontology annotation, cellular component: Golgi apparatus. The record is from RefSeq and is a predicted model, not a curated record. NCBI's taxonomy places the organism in Eukaryota, Metazoa, Chordata, Mammalia, Artiodactyla, Suidae.
GUAGUCGCCUUCCUGGGGUUGCGCAAAGCCUAGGAACAGGGAGGGCAUUAGGACCGGGAACGAGGCGAGCGCACGCUCGCCCGCUUCUGGCAGAGCCUCGCAGCCGGCUGUAUGAGGAGCUCUGUGUGAAAGGAAAUCAGGCGCUACUUGCCGGCUCCGCAUCUGUUGAACCGACCUGACUUGAAGGGUCCAAAGGAGGACAGCUGUCAGCUCUGCGGGACUGAGGACCCAUCAGCUCCCCUCAUACAUCUUAUAGCCACCUGACCACGCAUACAAGGGGGAAAACGAAACACGUGGGACUAGACCCCUGAGCAAAAUGAAAUCAUUAUUUUUCCCCAAAAAAGGAAAGGGGCAUCAAAGGGGGGCAAACAGUUCAUUUUGAAGUCCCUGUGAAUGGUCUUUCGGAAGGCAAUUGACAUUUGCUCAGAGAGCAUUUGUGGUGGGAUUGAGUCCGCGGCUUUCUCGGCUUUCUGGGUGUAAGUGGAAGCCGGUCUUACGCUGCCGGCAGAUGUCAGUCGGGACGGGAGAAGGAGCAGAUUAAGUGACUGGCAAAAACAAACAAACUUCCAGGUAGACCCAGGAAGCCAGGUUCUGCUGUCAGCUUGAAGGAACCUGGAGCAGGAGGCGAAAGUGAACUUGAACAUGACUUGUUGCAUUUGGCAAGUUCCAGCAACAUGUUCGUAAGGAAGCGAGGCAGGCACGGACCCUGCAGACUGCAGUUCCUGCUGCUCCUCCUGAUGCUGGGAUGCACGCUGCUGAUGCUGGAGGUGCUGCACCCUCCCCCGCACGCCCGGCCCCCGGUUGUGACGGCCCAGGUCGCCGAACGCAGCCCCGAAGCCGGGUACCGCCUGAACUUUGGGGAAUCUCAGGAGUGGGUGCUGGAGUCCGAGGAUGAGGGCCAAGAGUACGGCCCCCUGGAGGGCCUGCCACCCUUUAUCUCCCUGAGGGAGGAUCAGCUCUUGGUGGCCGUGGCCUCGCACAGGGCCAGAAGGAACCAGAGCCAGGGCAGGAGAGGUGGCAGCUACAGGCUCAUCAAGCAUCCGAGCAGGAGGCAGGACGAGGAGGUCCCGGAGAGGGACUGGGGGGCUGAGGAGGAGGAUGGGGAGGCAUCUGAAGAGGAGCUGACCCUACGAGGCCUGGAGGAGGCGCUCAGUGCCCGCAUCCCCCUGCAGAGGGCGCUGCCUGAGGUACGGCAUCCGCUGUGUCUGCAGCAGCAUCCUGAGGACAGCCUGCCCACAGCCAGCAUCAUCCUCUGUUUCCAUGACGAGGCCUGGUCCACCCUCCUGAGAACCGUGCACAGUAUCCUGGACACAGCAUCCAGGGCCUUCUUGAAGGAGAUCAUCCUGGUGGAUGACCUCAGCCAGCAAGGACAACUCAAGUCAGCACUCGGCGAAUAUGUGGCCCGGCUGGAGAGGGUGAAAUUGCUCAGGAGCAACAGGAGGCUGGGCACCGCCCGGGCCCGGAUGCUGGGGGCUGCCAGGGCCACCGGGGAUGUGCUGGUCUUCAUGGACGCCCACUGCGAGUGCCACCCGGGCUGGCUAGAGCCCCUUUUGGGCAGAAUAGCUGGCGACAGGAGCAGAGUGGUGUCUCCAGUCCUAGACGUGAUUGACUGGAAGACUUUCCAGUAUUACCCCUCCAAGGACCUGCAGCGUGGGGUAUUGGACUGGAAGCUGGAUUUCCACUGGGAGCCUUUGCCAGAGCACGAGAGGAAGGCCCUCCCAUCCCCCAUCAGCCCCAUCAGGACCCCUGUGGUACCCGGCGGGGUUGUGGCCAUGGACAGACAUUACUUCCAAAACACUGGAGCCUAUGAUCCUCUCAUGUCACUGCAGGGUGGUGAAAACCUCGAACUGUCUCUCAAGGCCUGGCUCUGUGGAGGCUCCGUUGAAAUCCUUCCCUGCUCCCGGGUGGGACACAUCUACGGACCUCAGGAUGCCCACUCACCCCUUGAGCAGGAGGCCGCUCUACAGAGCAAGGUUCGCAUUGCUGAGACCUGGCUGGGCGCCUUCAAGGAAACCUUCUACAGACACAACCCAGAGGCUUUGUCCUUGAGCAAGGCUAGGAAGCCGGACUGCACAGAACGCCAACAGCUGCAGAGGAGGCUGGGCUGUCGGACCUUCCACUGGUUUCUGGCCAACAUCUAUCCUGAACUGUAUCCAUCUGAACGCAGGCCCAGGUUCUCUGGAAAGCUCCACAACACUGGACUUGGCUUCUGUGCGGACUGCCUGGCGGAAGGUGACGUCCUGGGCUGUGCCAUGAUGCUGGCUCCUUGCAGUGACAGCCAGCAGCAGCAGCACCUGGAGCACCCAGGCAGGAAGGAGAUCCGCUAUGGCAGUCCGCAGCACCUGUGCUUUGAUGUCAGGCAGGAGCAGGUGAUUCUUCAGAACUGCACGAAGGAAGGCCCUGCCAUCCACCAGCAACAAUGGGACUACCAGGAGAAUGGAAUGAUUGUUCACAUUCUUUCUGGGAGAUGCAUGGAAGCUGUGGGUCAGGAGAACAAUAAAGACCUGUACUUGCGCGAGUGUGAUGAAAGGCCAGCCAGCUAUGGCACUUUGACAAUGUCAGCACUGUGGAUGAACGAUGAGUGCCAUGUCAGAAGGGAGAGAGAAGUGGGGCCGCUGCAGUUCCACCCCAGCGAACCACAGCAGCCUGUGCCUUUCAUGGAGCAGACCAUGGUGUCUGUGCAGUGGUGAGAACAGAGACCAAAGCUCCUCAAAUGAAUAUAGAAAGUCUUUCCUUCUGGCCCCUUAUUUCAUGGACCCCUGGCUGUUGAGGAAAAAAAACAAAACAAAACCAUGGACCCGUUGUCUCAUUGUCUUCAUCACUAGGAGAUGACCAAUGCAUAGUACAGAAGAUUCUUGUAUUGCUUUUUGUUUUUCCAUUGAGCACUGAAAAUUGCUUUUUUCUCUGAUGAAGGAAAGAGGCCUGUUGACACCUUCAGGAUACACAAUUCCAAUCCCUCAAUUUAUUUCAAAUGGUCUUACCUUGAAUUGUCUGGGUAGCUGACCAUGAAAAUUAAAGUGUGAAGAGAGUGCAAAGCCCUGACAUCCAAAAACCUUUGGAUCAGGCUUAUGAGUCAGAUUACAUGUACAUUGGUUGAGCCAUAGCUCAGAGGAGAGAAGGGAAACAAGCUGCCAAGAGAAAAGUAGGGUGGGAGGGAGAAUUGGCCCACUUCUUUAGCUCAGCCUAGCAGCUGAAAAGAGUCAGCAGACCUGGAAUAAAAGGUUUUCCUAUU